AUGCCACUGGCGCAGCUGGCGGGCCUGUGGCAGAAGAUGGCUGUGGAGAGCCCGUCCGACAGCGCAGAGAAUGGACAGCAAAUUAUGGAUGAACCUAUGGGAGAGGAGGAGAUUAAUCCACAAACUGAAGAAGGCAGCAUCAAAGAAAUUGCAAUCACUCAUCAUGUAAAGGAAGGACAUGAAAAGGCAGAUCCUUCUCAGUUUGAGCUUUUAAAAGUAUUAGGGCAGGGAUCAUUCGGAAAGGUUUUCUUAGUUAAAAAAAUCUCAGGCUCUGAUGCUAGACAGCUUUAUGCCAUGAAAGUAUUGAAGAAGGCCACAUUGAAAGUUCGAGAUCGUGUUCGGACAAAAAUGGAGCGUGAUAUCUUGGUAGAAGUUAAUCAUCCAUUUAUUGUCAAGUUACAUUAUGCUUUUCAAACUGAAGGGAAGCUGUAUCUUAUUUUGGAUUUUCUCAGGGGAGGAGAUUUGUUUACACGCUUAUCCAAAGAGGUGAUGUUCACAGAAGAAGAUGUCAAAUUCUACUUGGCUGAACUUGCGCUUGCUUUAGACCAUUUACAUAGCCUGGGAAUAAUCUAUAGAGACUUGAAACCAGAAAACAUACUUCUUGAUGAAGAAGGUCACAUCAAGUUAACAGAUUUUGGCUUGAGUAAAGAGUCUAUUGACCACGAGAAGAAGGCCUAUUCUUUUUGUGGAACUGUGGAAUAUAUGGCUCCAGAGGUAGUUAAUCGUCGUGGUCAUACUCAAAGUGCUGAUUGGUGGUCUUUUGGUGUGCUGAUGUUUGAAAUGCUCACUGGUACCCUACCUUUCCAAGGAAAAGAUCGAAAAGAAACAAUGACUAUGAUUCUUAAAGCCAAACUUGGAAUGCCACAGUUUUUGAGUCCUGAAGCGCAGAGUCUUUUGCGAAUGCUUUUCAAGCGAAAUCCUGCUAACAGAUUAGGCGCAGGACCAGAUGGAGUUGAAGAAAUUAAAAGACAUUCAUUUUUCUCCACGAUAGACUGGAAUAAACUAUACAGAAGAGAAAUUCAUCCACCUUUUAAACCUGCAACUGGCAGACCUGAAGAUACAUUCUAUUUUGAUCCUGAAUUUACUGCAAAAACUCCCAAAGAUUCACCUGGCAUUCCACCUAGUGCUAAUGCACAUCAGCUUUUCCGGGGAUUUAGCUUUGUUGCGAUCACGUCAGAUGAUGAAAGUCAGGCUAUGCAGACAGUUGGUGUACAUUCAAUUGUUCAGCAGCUGCACAGGAACAGUAUUCAAUUUACGGAUGGAUAUGAAGUCAAAGAAGAUAUUGGAGUUGGCUCCUAUUCUGUUUGCAAGAGAUGUAUACAUAAAGCCACAAACAUGGAGUUUGCAGUGAAGAUUAUUGAUAAAAGCAAGAGAGACCCAACAGAAGAAAUUGAAAUCCUACUUCGUUAUGGCCAGCAUCCAAACAUUAUUACUCUGAAGGAUGUAUAUGAUGAUGGAAAAUACGUAUAUGUUGUAACAGAGCUGAUGAAAGGUGGUGAAUUACUGGAUAAAAUUCUUAGGCAGAAAUUUUUCUCUGAACGAGAAGCCAGUGCUGUCCUGUUUACUAUAACCAAAACUGUGGAAUAUCUUCAUGCACAAGGAGUGGUUCACAGAGACUUGAAACCCAGCAAUAUUCUUUAUGUGGAUGAAUCUGGUAAUCCUGAAUCUAUUAGAAUUUGUGAUUUUGGUUUUGCAAAACAACUCAGAGCUGAAAACGGUCUGCUUAUGACCCCAUGUUACACUGCAAAUUUUGUUGCACCAGAGGUUUUAAAACGACAAGGCUACGAUGCUGCUUGUGAUAUCUGGAGUCUUGGUGUCCUCCUCUAUACAAUGCUCACUGGUUACACUCCAUUUGCAAAUGGUCCUGAUGAUACCCCAGAAGAAAUACUGGCUCGAAUAGGUAGUGGAAAAUUCUCACUCAGUGGUGGUUAUUGGAAUUCUGUUUCAGAUACAGCAAAGGAUUUGGUGUCAAAGAUGCUUCAUGUAGACCCUCAUCAGCGACUAACUGCUGCCCUUGUGCUCAGACAUCCCUGGAUCGUCCACUGGGACCAACUGCCACAGUACCAACUCAACAGACAGGAUGCACCCCACCUCGUCAAGGGUGCCAUGGCAGCUACAUAUUCUGCUUUAAACCGUAACCAGUCACCAGUUUUGGAACCAGUAGGCCGCUCCACUCUUGCUCAGCGGAGAGGUAUUAAAAAAAUCACCUCAACAGCUCUGUGA
Molecule: messenger RNA, 2223 nt
Organism: Elephantulus edwardii (Cape elephant shrew)
Lineage: Eukaryota; Metazoa; Chordata; Mammalia; Macroscelidea; Macroscelididae
Product: ribosomal protein S6 kinase alpha-3-like
Exons: 22
Coding region: 1-2223 (740 amino acids)
Biological process (GO): protein phosphorylation; intracellular signal transduction
Molecular function (GO): magnesium ion binding; ATP binding; ribosomal protein S6 kinase activity
Source: RefSeq, a predicted model, not a curated record